Molecule: messenger RNA, 920 nt
Organism: Heteronotia binoei (common prickly gecko)
Lineage: Eukaryota; Metazoa; Chordata; Lepidosauria; Squamata; Gekkonidae
Product: formin-1-like
Exons: 6
Coding region: 81-920 (279 amino acids)
Source: RefSeq, a predicted model, not a curated record
CUCAACCAGAAGACGGUGGAGAUGAUAAUGAUGCCUUAAAGCUGCACAACAGUUUGCAGAGCUUGCGAGAGUACUUAGAGAUGCUCAACAGAAACAAAAAUCAAGAAGAGUCAGUUUCUAAAGAAGAAUCUGUAGAAGAAAAUGAAUUUGGACCUCACUAUCAUACCAUGUAUACAAAUGAGCCUCCUAUGGAAAUUAUUCCAGAAGAACUACAGGAACAGGAAAAUGUUGGUGACAACCCACCCAAAGAUGUCUAUUUCCAACCAAUACCAAUUUCAGACAAGAUUGGUAUGGCUGAGAGAAACAUUGAAGUUGGAACAGGAGGUGGACAGCAAAUCCGAGAAACAGUUCUUCUGGCUGUAUCCUCAGCUACUCUUGCUGUAUUAUUGCUACUAACUGUGUUUUGCGCUGCAGCUGUAUACUAUUGUUCCAGACCAUAUAACUAUUUAGAUGAUUACUCCUAUACUUCUUCUGAAAGACGACUUCUGCUUUGCCCAUCUGAUUCUUCUUCAUAUACUAGAACUGAAGAUAGUAGUUUGGUAUGGAGCGAGAGAACGUUAACCGAACAGAGCAGCUCAGAGAUUAAACAUACAUUUGUAGAUGAGAUAUCAACAUUUUCUGAUGAGUCAGCACGCACUGCUGAAAGGGACAAAAGUGAAUCAGUACCAUGUGAUCUGGAGCCAGGCGGAUUACCAGCACCAAGUGUGCCACCACCAGCUGAGGCAGUGCCACCACCAGCUCCGGAAGCACCACCAACACCGGCGCCACCACCCGCUCCAGAAGCACCACCAGCACCAGCUGAGGGGGCACCACCACCAGCUCAGGAAGCACCGCCGGCAUCAGCACCAGCUGAAGGAGCACCUCCAGGGCCACCAGCUGAAGGAGUUCCACCACCAGAAGCACCACCACCAGCAGUGUAA